AUGAAGCUGAACAAAGGGACGAUUCUCAAAGCAUCUUGUGACUACAUUCGACAAUUGGAAAAGGGUCAAUAUCAACAACAGAACAAAUUGGAAAGCGCUGCGAAACAGUACGCCGAUCGAGUCAGGGAACUCGAGGAGAUCUUGGCAAAGAAUGGCCUCAGGGCGCCCACCAAAAUACCGCCCGACAGCCACAAAGGGAUGCACCACGCGCCAUUCCCCGAUUUGAUCAUGGAGUCGUGUCUUGAGAACAAUCCACUCCUCCACUCGGACCCGUUGAUGUCACAAGCCGGUAGCCCCUCGCCAAACCUUGCCGCCAGUCAGAUGAGCCCCGAUAUCUCGUGGGAUCCAUCGAAUUUCAGCCCCUACGGGAACACCCAGCCGAUGCACGCCAAUCACAAUAUGGACUAUUCA
Messenger RNA from Mesorhabditis belari, 411 nucleotides. NCBI's taxonomy places the organism in Eukaryota, Metazoa, Nematoda, Chromadorea, Rhabditida, Rhabditidae. The record is from the annotation of a GenBank genome assembly.